AUGGGGAAAGUAUUCGACGCUGCCGAAGUGGCUAGUCACAAUAACAGCAAGAGUUGUUGGGUCAUUCUGUAUGGCAAGGUCUAUGAUGUGACCAACUUUGUUGCUGACCACCCUGGGGGUGCAAAUAUCAUCCUCAAGCUCGCAGGCCAAGAUGCGACUGAGGAAUAUGACCCAGUUCACCCCACCGGCACUUUGGAAGAUAAUCUCAAGCCUGAGGCUCUUCUCGGUACUAUUGACCCGGCGACGGUUACCAAGAAAGAGUCUUCAUCUGCCAUUUCACAGAAAGCUGUUGAUUAUCCUUCUGUCGAGAGCCUUCUGAAUAUGGACGAAAUCGAGGAGUUGGCCACAGCGAAAAUCAGCAAGAAGGCAUGGGCAUACUACUACUCUGCUGCCGAUGACAAGAUCUCUAAGCGCCUGAACACAGAGGCCUUCCGCUCCAUCCUUUUGCGACCGAGAAUCUUCAUUGACUGCGCAAAGUGCAGUCUUGAUACAAAGCUGCUAGAUAAUAACGUCUCCAUGCCUAUAUACGUGUCUCCAGCGGCUCAGGCCCGUCUGGGACACCCAUCUGGCGAAGCAGGAAUUGCAGAGGCAUGUCGCAGCUUCGGUGCUUUGCAAAUCAUUUCCAACAGCGCCUCCAUGACGCCGGAGGAGAUUGUUGCCAACGCCUCCCCAGAACAAGUGUUUGGCUGGCAGCUUUACGUACAAGAAGAUCGGACUAAAAGCGAGCGAAUGAUUGCUCGAAUCAACAAACUGAGUGCCAUCAAGUUUAUUGUUUUGACUCUUGAUACUCCGGUGAUGGGCAAGAGAGAAGAUGAUCAGCGUGGCGGCAAUGUCAUUGAUGAAAUCACAGAAGAGGACACAUCCCCAAGAGAUUCAGCUCAAGCUCGAGAUAAAAAGGCCUUUGCCGGGAUGGAUCCCACUCUGACAUGGACAGAGACUCUUGCGUGGUUGGCGAAACACACCAGUCUUCCUGUCAUUCUCAAGGGUGUUCAAACACAUGAGGAUGCCUACAUUGCUUCCUUGCAUAGGCCCCAAGUUAAGGCCAUGAUUCUUUCAAACCACGGUGGCAGAUCUCUAGAUACUUCUCCUCCGGUCGUGCACACUCUACUUGAAAUCCGGAAAUACUGCCCUGAAGUAUUUGACAAAAUCGAAGUCUGGGUGGAUGGAGGAGUCAGGAGGGGCACUGAUGUGGUCAAGGCCAUGUGCUUGGGUGCAAAAGGCGUUGGCAUUGGGCGACCUGCGCUGUUUGGCCUAUCUGCUGGGGGUGUGGAUGGGGUCAGGAGAGUUUUGCAGAUCUUGGCUGACGAGACCAAAACUUGCAUGCGACUCCUUGGUGUCGAGAGGCUUGAGCAACUUGGAAUGCAACAUGUCAAUACCCGGCUGGUAGAACAACAGAUCUUCGACGGGCCUUCCAACCUUGCAGCUUGUCGGGCGGCCCAUUUGUCAAAGCUUUAG
This is a messenger RNA of Penicillium longicatenatum, 1455 nucleotides long. Its product is annotated as FMN-dependent alpha-hydroxy acid dehydrogenase. The transcript has 5 exons. Gene Ontology annotation, molecular function: oxidoreductase activity; heme binding. Bases 1 to 1455 code for a protein of 484 amino acids. Lineage: Eukaryota; Fungi; Ascomycota; Eurotiomycetes; Eurotiales; Aspergillaceae. The record is from RefSeq and is a predicted model, not a curated record.